This is a messenger RNA of Oppiella nova, 528 nucleotides long. The record is from the annotation of a GenBank genome assembly. Lineage: Eukaryota; Metazoa; Arthropoda; Arachnida; Sarcoptiformes; Oppiidae.
AUGGCGUGCAUCAUCGGUAUGUCGGCCACAACCCUGUGUCCCACCAAUGAUUACGUGCCGAAAGGUAUAGCCGUAAUAAAGUCGAAUACAGUGAACGGUUUGGUGCGGUUCGAGCAGUCGGCUGAUGGCACCCGAGUGGUCGUCAACAUCAACGUGACGGGUCUCGUGCCGGCCGGGGAUCACGGCUUUCACGUCCACCAGAACGGCGACCUCAGCGACGGCUGCAUGAGUGCCGGCGCCCACUUCAACCCAUACAACCAAACGCACGGCGCGCCUAACGAUACGGUGCGACAUGUGGGCGAUUUGGGUAAUAUUAUAGCCGAUAGUGAGGGCAAAGUGGUCCGCGAGUACAACGACACCCAAAUCAAGCUGUCGGGUCCCAACUCUAUCAUCGGACGGGCGGUUGUUUUUCACGCACUCGUCGACGACUUGGGCAAAGGACAGGGAGAGCGGGAACAGGAGAGCAAGAAGACCGGUAACGCCGGCGCACGGGUGGCCUGCGCUGUCAUCGGCAUCGCCAAGGAGUAG